AUGAACUUUACACAAGCUACAGGUUCUUCAUCAUCCUCUUGUAGCAGUAAUUCUGUAGCACCUGAGAUUCCAGUAGUAAAACAACCACCAACACACUUGAUCAGAAUAGAAAUUGAAAAUGAAGAAUCUCAUAACAAGAAUACAAGUCUUCCUGAAAGUUCGUGUUCUAAUCAGGUUGAAACUAAAGCUUCUGUGUCAAGAACAUCAGAUAUAGAAUCUCCACAAGGACGACUGUAUAGGCCAAUGAAACGUAACAACAAGAGUGCUGAUGAAGAAGCUGGAGCACCUAAGCGGUCAAAAGAAGAUGUUCCGUUUUCUCGGAGCAUUCAUAGAAGUCGCAAGAAAGUUAAUCUUGACUUACUUACCAAUAAAGAACUAGGACUUCGAAUUCUCAUUGAAAAAUUUCCACAGAGGGAUAUCAUGGAGUUGCAGGAUACACUUGUGUCGUGUGAAUGGAAUGUUAAGAAAGCUGUUUGUGAGCUGACAGGAGAAAAAUAUGUACCAACAGAGGAGGUAGAAAUGACCCACUACAAAAUAACUGAAGAGGAAGACAAAUACAAAUCAUUGGAGAAAGAGCUUACCAAUCAAACUGAAUUGAAAUGUCAGGCUUAUAGUACUAAACAGUUACAAGGUGUCACGCCAUCAGAUCAGAAUUUCUGUAGUGAUGGUUAUGAUAAAAAAGAAAGUAAAUGGUUGACAAAAAUACAUCUCACUAGUUCUACAAAAAGUUAUGGUAAAAACAGCCCCAAAUCUCUUAGAGGAAGAUGUGUACAAAACCCUUUGAAAGAUUUUUUGUCAGCUCUAAAAGCACAGGCAUCCUCUGCUACAGAAGACUUAACAACUGUGAAUAAAAUUGAUGAACCACAGGCAUCUUCUACUGCAACUAAAUUAACAACUUUCAAGCAAGAUACAUCAAAGAACCCCUCUACCUCAGUUAAAUUAACAUCUACUAAUAAUAUAGCACAUCCUUUUUCUAAAGUUUCAACAGAAUCAUUGAAUGAAUCAAAAACAUCCCAAGCACAUGUUACCUUGGAUGGCACAGCAGCUGAUAACAUUGUGUUGCCAGUAACUAGUGAUAAAGAAGGUAAUGCAUUAAAUGUGUUUAAUGAUGUAAACAGUACAGAUAUUCAUCAAAUAUCAAGAUCUUUAGACCUGCUUGAAAACACAAAUUUACAUGAUCAUUUGCCCAAGAGUCUACCUGAAGAUGGAAGAAGAUUAAGCAUGACCAGUGUGCAGGAUGGCUCUUAUGCCAACUGCCAUAUAGCAACCAGUGACAGGAGGAAGGUAAGCAAAACAUCAAAAAAAAAGAAAAGAACAAAUAUUGAAAUGCUGAGUGAUGAUGAAGAUGACGACUACAAAAAUGAAGAUGUAUACAAUAGUGAAGCCAGUGAUUAUUGUGAAGAUGAUGAUGAAUCUUUAACACCAUCUAGAGCUAAUGUUUUGAAUUUCUUUCAAACUGCUACUGUUGAAGAGAUCUUGACUGUGCCUGGCUGUAGCAAAAAGAAGGUUGAUAGUAUCUUAGCAUGCCGACCCUUUACUGGAUGGGAUGACUUAGUAAGUAAAAGUUCUAACAGUCUGAUUUUGAUGAAGUACGAGUUUCAUUACUUUUGA
Molecule: messenger RNA, 1611 nt
Organism: Limulus polyphemus (Atlantic horseshoe crab)
Lineage: Eukaryota; Metazoa; Arthropoda; Merostomata; Xiphosura; Limulidae
Exons: 5
Coding region: 1-1611 (536 amino acids)
Source: RefSeq, a predicted model, not a curated record